Messenger RNA from Pieris macdunnoughi, 699 nucleotides. NCBI's taxonomy places the organism in Eukaryota, Metazoa, Arthropoda, Insecta, Lepidoptera, Pieridae. The record is from the annotation of a GenBank genome assembly.
AUGCUGUGUAUAUUUUAUUUGGAACUACUGAUGUGUACCAUUACUUUUGCUAAAAGUGUUCCGGCUGAUUUCAAAGAGGAACCAUUGGAAAAUGAGGUGAUCACAUACGACUUUCCUUUGGUGAGGCGUGGAAAAUGGAACGCAAGGAAACCAACACACACCCUGCCUCUAAAUGUACCUGUUCCAUAUGUUGUAAUCCACCACUCCUAUUCACCAUCCGCCUGCGAAGACAGUAAUAGCUGUGCGCAAGCAAUGCGGUCUAUGCAGAAUUACCACAUGGAUGAGCAUGGAUGGUGGGAUAUUGGAUAUAAUUUUGGUAUCGGCGGUGAUGGAGCUGCGUACGAAGGUCGAGGUUGGACUGUCCUUGGUGCUCAUUCACUGCGCUUCAAUAACUACAGUCUUGGAAUAUGCCUUAUUGGGGACUGGAGAUAUAAAGUUCCGCCAGCGCUGCAAAUAAAAACGGCUAAAGAGUUAAUAUCCGCUGGUGUAGACCUCGGAUUUAUAAAAGCAGAUUAUAAACUCAUAGGUCAUAGACAAGUGAGGGAUACAGAAUGUCCUGGCGAUGCGCUAUAUGAAGAAAUAAAACAGUGGAAGAAUUACUCUCCAUUUCCAGCUACAGUUACGGAUUUGGUGGAUGUUGUAGAGAUACCAGAGUCUAUUAGAGGACAGUGGAAGGAGAAUGGAACUUUGAAAAGUUGA